UGUAGAUUGGUUUCGUUAAUUUGAGCUAUUAUUGCUUACAAAUUUUAAUGCAAUAUCUCCUGAUAUGCAUCAUUAUCUUUGAUUUGUGCAUUUAUCUUGUAAGAUGUACUUUCUCUACACUCAGAGCAAGGCAAUACAACAAUAUAUCGUAUCGUGGUUAAAAAACAAAAUACCUAAAUCAAACGAAAACGUACUACUAAAGUUACGUCGUCCUCGUCAUUCUUGAUAACACACAUCAAGCAAUAUAAAUCCAAUAACGAAAACAAAUCAUGUCCGAUAAAUAACAACCGGAUUUGCUUUAUAAAUGGUAUAAAUUAUCUUUCAAGUUUCAAGAUACAUUUUAAUAAUGUCGGAUUCAGAAGAGGAAUCUGUUAAUGCUCGCAAUUAUGAAGAAAUCGCCAAAGAGAUUGCGCGCUGUAAAAGAAACCCUGAAACAUCUGGGAUGUUUGUUUCUGGAUGGGAUGACGCAGAUCAAGAUGUAGACAUUGUAAAAAAUCUAAAAGACAAUCCAGUUGAUCAUGUGUUAUGGGCUGCUGAAAAUGGAGAAUUAGAUGCUCUAAAAGAAAUUGUAAAAACUAGCCCCGGUCUUGUCCAUGUAAGUGACUCUGAUGGCUAUACACCACUUCAUCGUGCUGCAUAUGGAAAUCAUUUAGCAUGUGUUGCAUAUUUGUUAAGUGCUGGAGCAAAAGUAGCAGCAAGAACUGAGCUAGGAUGGACUCCACUACAUUCAGCAUGCAAUUGGAAUAAUUAUUUAACUGCUGCAAGGCUACUAGCGGCUGGGGCAGAUCCAGCUGCUGUAUCAGAUGGAGAACAAACACCAUUGCACUUAGCGUCAGCAUUAAGUCAUAGUAAAUCAACUUUAAUCAUACUAUUAUUAAGAGAAGACAUUGUAAACAUUGCUCAGAGAAAAAAUAAAUCAAAGGAAACACCUGAACAACUUGCCCAUGGUCAUGGAAUUUAUGGUCCUUUAUUUGAAAUGGCAUUGCCAGCAGUAAAUCAUAUAAAAUCAUUGUCAUUUACUUGCAAUCCAUUUGUGAGGUAAAUUAAAAUUUCUUAAAAUGUC
Messenger RNA from Papilio xuthus (Asian swallowtail), 1063 nucleotides. RefSeq names its product ankyrin repeat domain-containing protein 49 (gene Ankrd49). The transcript has 3 exons. The coding region runs from base 347 to 1042 and encodes 231 amino acids. NCBI's taxonomy places the organism in Eukaryota, Metazoa, Arthropoda, Insecta, Lepidoptera, Papilionidae. Gene Ontology annotation, molecular function: protein binding. The record is from RefSeq and is a predicted model, not a curated record.